AUGUCCGACAAUAGACCGCUGCACCUUCCCUCUCCGUUCUCUUUGGCUUUCUUAUCAAACUGGCUCCGGCGGUUUCUAGCUCCAGCAAGUUCCACGUCGAGGCUCGUCAAACUGCGGAGGUUGAUAUCAUUGCCGUUGGAUUUGGAGUUGCUGACUUUUAGACUCGAGCAAUCCUUGGUCCAAGCUGCAAUUAAGAAGCGCUAUAUCCACUGCAAAGGGUUGGCAGGUGCAUUGCCAGUGUUUUGUAAGUGUUCGGUUGUUUUUAAGCACAUAAAUGAAACUAGAAUUGCUUCUUCAAAUAAUUCAUUAAAAAAUUUUGUGUGCAGAAGUAGUGUAAGUGGAGAUGACUGUGUAGCUUUUGCAGAUUUUAAUAUGGACUAUCAGGGUUGCUGGAACACAUGGAAUAAUAUUAAGAAACAUAUAUCUACUUUUGAAUUUGAUUACGAUAAGAAAUCUAAUGGGGCUAUGGUCCGUUCCAUUUCUGGAAGGAAUUCAUUGUUGGUGAAGGAUCCUCCCCGUAAAGAAGUUCAUCCAGCCGUUGAAAAUUGUAGAGCAGCUGGCAUCAGAGUUAUGGUUAUUAUUGGUGGUCACUGGACAUUGGGGGCUGAACACAGACAUAAACAAGAAGUGAGACUGUUCAAAGAAGAUGGUGAAGUUGUUUCAAUGACCGGUGAUGCAGUCAAUGAUGCACCUGGCUUGAAACUGGCUAAUACUAGUGUUGCAAUGGGAAUUGCAGGAAUUGAGUUUGCGAAAGAAGCUUCUGCUGUGGUUCUGGGCUUUCUGGCUGAUGAUAAUUUCAGCAUGUUGUACAAAUACAAGGUACAUGAUCUCCACAAAAUGGUGAGGUUGCCUCCACAUUUUUAUUGCGGCUAUGGGUAUCCCGGUGGGUCUAUCCCAGCUCUUAUUUCGCCGGCGACAAUGUCUGGACGUGGAAAGGGGGGCAAGGGACUUGGAAAGGGCGGUGCCAAGCGUCACCGUAAGGUUCUCCGGGACAACAUUCAGGGAAUCACCAAGCCAGCUAUCCGUCGUUUGGCCCGUAGGGGUGGAGUCAAGCGUAUCAGCGGUCUGAUUUACGAGGAAACUCGGGGCGUGCUGAAGAUCUUUUUGGAGAACGUUAUCCGUGAUGCCGUGACCUACACUGAGCACGCUCGCCGGAAGACGGUGACCGCCAUGGACGUCGUUUACGCGCUGAAGAGGCAAGGAAGAACUCUGGUAGUUUGGUCCGUAGAUUUUAGUAUAUCAUCUAGAAGUCUUGCUGUCAAGAAAGAAUAUAAACAAAAAAGAAAUCCUUCAUUAUUAGGUUUCAAAAUGUCUGUAUUUAGUCCAGUUAAGAUUUUGCCAGUGUUUUUUGGAUUAUUAUCACUAAUUUCAAAUAAUCGCUUUUAUUUUGGAGUAAUAAACAGUAAAAUGGGGUUUUUUGACCUAAACAUCCCGUACCACGAAUCCGAUCGUUAUGUCGCCGCCGAUAAAUCCACCCUCAAAUCAAUCCGCCUCAAGCUCGCCGUUAAAGCCGCCGAAUUAGGCUACACCGGCGUUGCUUACAACCGUGUUAUCAAGGGUGUGAUGUCCGACAAAGACCGUUGUUCCAUCCCGCCUUUUGCUCUGUCUUCUCUUAUCAAGCUGGCGCCGGCGCUGUCUAGCUCCGUCAAGUUCCACCGUGAGCUGCUAAACGUCCCCGUUUCAACUCCUUUCCGUCAGUACACGAGGUUGACCGUUGUCGUUGAUAGUCCGGCUCAGACCGCCGCUCUUAACUCCGGUAAUCCUGUGCUUAAGUCGUAUGAUAUUGUUGCUGUGAGGCCGCUGAAUCAGAACUCAUUUGAACAGGCUUGCCAAACUGCGGAGGUUGAUAUCAUUGCGAUUGAUUUUUCAGAGAAAUUGCCUUUUAGGCUUAAGCAAUCCAUGGUCCAAGCUGCCGUUAAGCGGGGGGUGUAUUUUGAGAUAUCUUACUCUGGUCUCAUUGUGGAUGCUCAAUCAAGGAGGCAAUUAAUAUCCACUGCAAAGCUACUGGUGGACUGGACUCGAAGGAAAAAUCUAAUUGUGUCAAGUGCUGCUCCCUCUGCAGCUGAACUGAGGGGGCCUUAUGACGUUGCUAAUUUGUUGUUCUUACUUGGUCUUCCAUUUGAACAUGCCAAAGCUGCUAUUUCCAAGAACUGUAGAUCUCUCAUAGAGGUGGCAUUGAGGAAAAAACAGUAUUUUAAGGAGGCAAUAAAGGUUGAAGUGAUUCCUUCAAGUGGAAAUUCUAAUUGUGAGACACCACCAUUUAGUGACUGGCUUAAGUGGGAUCCAAUAUCUAGUGGCGAAGGUGACUUACUUUUGGAUGACAUAGAGAAGUUCUUCGCCGGUAAUGAUAGGGUAUGUAAUACUGUCAACUCAGUCAGACUUGCCGCGGCUUUGAAUAGCCUGCCUCCCCAUGGUUUGCAGAUGAAGAAGGUAUCAUCUAUUGAUAAGUUUGUCCCAGAGGUUUUGGACGGCGUUGAAAAACUGCCUUCUACUGUGGAGAGUCAGGUGUCAACGUAUGGACAAUCAGAAGAGCCAUGUGCGGCUAACUCCCAAACUCUGGAAGCUCAACAUGCUGAGGAAAUCGGACAUCAGUACCCCAGCCAGUUGACUUCUCAAAAUCAUUCUUUGUCCAGUAGUACAGUAAAUGAUUCUUCUCAAGUGGAUAAAAAGAGUAACCUAGGUGCGUUAGAGGAAUUGAAUAGUGCAAAGGAGUUAAUACGUCUUCCCAUUUCUGAUGUUACGUUACGUAGUUUGGAUUCAUAUAAUUGCUCGGGUAGUACUUUGGUCCCUUCAACAGAUGGAGUUACGAAUAUCAUUUGUGAAUAUAAUACUGAUACUGCUCAAGCCCAUGAUAAUGUUUCCCCUGGAAAAAAUGCGAAACCAUCCUCUCCUGGUGAAGAAUCUGCUUUGCCAAUUAGCUCCCCUGUAGAUUUGCACAUUGUCAUUGACAAAGGCAAGAAUGGGACAGUCCGAGAAAAUGGAGAGAAGCCUCCUUUUGCCCUGCCUGACGCCUCUUCAAAUGAAAGGUCAAACAAUACAGACUUUCCAGAAAAAUUGGACAACUUCGUUAUUUCUAAUGAUGCUUUUACUUGUGAGGCAUCUCAUAAUCUUAUAACGAGGGAGAAUGAUUCGGUUUCAGUAGUUGAACCAAUGCAAGAGGAUAGUCUAGAGGACGAAAAGGAAACAAAGGGCAAUCAAAUUCUGGGUAAACCUGUAGCAGGUAGAAGACGACGUAAACGGAGGGCUGAUUAUUCGCAUUUCCCUUUUCAUCUCAAGCAUAUCUUGAAUUUAAAACCUUUCAAGAAGACUAGAAAGUAAAAUCCAUGUUAAUUAUGUAAGAAACCUCUGAGUUUUUCAGUCAUUUCUGUGUUUUAUGUUGGUAAUAUAGCUGAAGAUAUUUCCUCUUUCGUACUAACAUUGGAAUUUGGGUUUUGUUUUUUUGUUUUUUUUUUUCAUUCAUAUGUAAUGGCAGUAUUUUGGACUUAUUUAUUGAUCUUUCUGAACCUAUGUUAUUCAUGAAGUAGCAAAAAAUCUGAACUCUCUCGUUUACUUUUAUCCAUCAAUUAAAACACAGGUACCUUUAUCUCCUUUCACCUCCCUGGAAAAUUAAUUAAACUUGGGAACAAAAAUGAAAAGAAACCACAUCAAGACCUGUUUUAGAAUUUGUGACUACUGUUUUCCCGCAGAAUAUAUUUUUUCGUUGACACAUUAUGUUGAUUAUUAGAAAUGUGUAUGUUGUUUAUUAUUUAAAAUUAAUCGACUAAUUUGCUCUGUAAUGUUAAUAGGUUAUAGUAAACUACUUUCGAUUCUUUUCGUUUACUUAGUUUUGUUUAUAUUGUCCAGUGGAUAUGUUCUACUGAUGUUAGUAGAAGAAAUCGCUGCUCUGUACGAUGAAGGCUUCAACUGAAAAUCCUCUGUC
Messenger RNA from Oldenlandia corymbosa var. corymbosa, 3919 nucleotides. The record is from the annotation of a GenBank genome assembly. Lineage: Eukaryota; Viridiplantae; Streptophyta; Magnoliopsida; Gentianales; Rubiaceae.